UUUACGCAUCUUUGCACGAGUGGCGGGAGGGUGGAAGCGGAGCAGCAGAGGGACGAAGGUGGCACCACCUUCCUUCUAUUUUUUCGAUAUGGCCGCCAAUUCUGCUGUGUCCGCCGAGCCAUUUGCUGAUCUACCUAAUGUCCUGAGAGUUGUAUCCUUUCUGAAGGUGACCGAACUCAAAGCCCUCAUCAAAGAUAUCAACGCCAGAAGGACAGGGGGGAAUAUCAGCACGGCGGGAAAUAAACCACAUCUGAUCGAAAGAGCCGAGGGCUUUUUCAAGACUUGCAAAGAGAUUGGCGAUCUCGUCAAUUACGAGACAGGCCGAAGGGACCUCGAGCGUUACUAUGGCAGCCCUGUAGUUGGCGCCACAAGACCGUCGCGAUAUGCGGGGCAAGGUCAUGGCUACCAAGCAGGCAAUCAUGUUCUCGGAGGAGUACCUUCGAACAAGUUCUCGAGCAGCUCUUCUGUCAGCGGUGGUGGCUACAAUGGCGCCGCGCCUCGCUUCAGUGUCAACGGAGCCUACGGGAACCACGCUGGCACCUCUUCAGGUGCAAGCUAUCCUCAUGCCCCUCGUGUUUCUUCGACAAUCACAAACUUUAAGCGCUCUCCUUUCGUGCAGCCCAAGGAGUGGGUGUGCGGACCAGUGACAGCUUAUGAGGCGCCCGCACAGAAUGAGAGGAAACAGGCGUCGCUGUUCAUAUACCUAAAACCUGAGCAAGUUGCUCUGUUGGAGCAGAAAGAUCAUCAGCUUCGCUUAUUUUCGGCACCAAAGCCGGCUUGGGAUCUCGGACAGAAUCCAAAUCAUCCAGUCACGGUUGAGUUCCCCGUCGUUUGCGAGCUUCGAGUCAACAAGACGCCGUUGUCCGUCAACCUAAGGGGUGGAAAGAAGGGGCCUGCCAAAGUGCUCCCCCCAAACCUCAACAAGGACAAAGCCCUCGCCUUGACUACUGGUCGCAUGAACCAUGUCGAAAUGUUGUACGCAAACGCGCCUAAAGCAUACAUCCUCGCUGCGGCUAUCUGCUCGGUCGUCGAUAGCCCCUCGUUGGUCUCGACGCUCAAAGCAAAUAACCUCAAGCCUAAAGAUGUGGUGCUGGGUAACAUGAAAAGAGCUGCAGAUGACGAUGACGUCGAGGUAGGCGAGGCAUCCUUAAGCCUCAAGUGUCCACUCAGUUACAUGCGCCUUCAAACUCCGUGUCGUUCGGAGGCAUGCACACAUGUGCAAUGCUUUGAUGCGUUGUCGUUCUACUCUAUCAACGAACAAACACCUUCUUGGCAAUGCCCGGUCUGCUUCAAAAGCGUGGAUCCGGCAUCUUUGUUUUGGGACGGCUACGUCCAAGACAUUCUGGAUAGGGUGCCUGAGGAGGUGGAAACUGUCCUCACCGACGCAGUUGGCAACUGGCGCACAUCCAAUGACGCGAUCUCGUCGGGAAGGGCGUCAGCAACAACAAGUCAGCUGGGAGCCAACCGUGGUACGGACAAUAGAGAAGCGAGUGGCACGGCGACACCACUGCAGACCGACUAUCGACCGAACUCGAGCAGUGAAGACGCAUCGAAGAAGCGCAAGCAUUCGGAGGUCUUUGAGAUAAUCGAUGAUGAUGAAGACGACGGCGACGACGAUGUGCCUUUGAAGUCAAAAGCACGGCCGAACGGAAACGGCUUUCAGCCUCAGACCAAUGGUUCUCCCAGUGUUCCACCAGAAGGGGAGCAAUCAUCGGCCCAGAUUAUUGAUCUCACCUUCAGUGACUCGGAAGACGACGACAUUCCAACACCGCCUUUACCUCCCUCGGCUGGGCUUUCAUCGACUGUCACCUCGGUAGCGCCUACCACGCGUCAGUAUCCCUCCACCUUUUCUUCUUCCCAUUUGGGAACCAACGGUGGUGGGACUGGCCAUGCUGAUAGGCUCACCGCUCCUUCGUCCUCCAGCUACAGUAUAAUUCCGCGCGUCCCUUUUCAACCUCUUGAUUUGCCGCGGCCUACGACGACAUCGUCGGCACAAGCCCCUGCUCCCGCACCGAGUUCAGCACCACCCCAAGUGCCAGAUGCAUUAGGGCGACAGAACACGGCAAGCAACGAGGCAAGUUCAGUGACGGACCUACAUCGACCCAGAACACCACCAAGAGAAGGUGGAGAUUCAGAUGAAGAGGAUGGUCAGAUAAACACUCCAUCAAGGGCAAAUAGACAGGCACCGCCAUGGAGCCGCUGGGACGAGGAAGACGGCAGCUUCGAUGAUGGCGACGAUCGACUCUAUUUUGACGCCAGAGCGGGCUUAGGCGGUGGCCAAGCGCCUGUCGGGCAGAUUGGAGCCUCUAGCAUGGAGCAGUGAUGUCUCCUCUCGCUUUCCUCUUCCUUCCCCUUUUUUUUUCACAUUUCGUCUUGUCCUAUCAUCAUCCCGGCGAGUCCUUUCCUACCGCAUAUCUACCACUUUUCCCCUCAGUCAUCAUCUUCCUCACCCCG
Messenger RNA from Acaromyces ingoldii, 2454 nucleotides. RefSeq lists its product as hypothetical. The record is from RefSeq and is a predicted model, not a curated record. Gene Ontology annotation, biological process: protein sumoylation. Gene Ontology annotation, molecular function: zinc ion binding; SUMO ligase activity. The coding region runs from base 89 to 2323 and encodes 744 amino acids. The transcript is spliced from 8 exons. NCBI's taxonomy places the organism in Eukaryota, Fungi, Basidiomycota, Exobasidiomycetes, Exobasidiales, Cryptobasidiaceae.